This is a messenger RNA of Capsicum annuum, 879 nucleotides long. RefSeq lists its product as uncharacterized. The coding region runs from base 1 to 879 and encodes 292 amino acids. The record is from RefSeq and is a predicted model, not a curated record. The transcript has a single exon. NCBI's taxonomy places the organism in Eukaryota, Viridiplantae, Streptophyta, Magnoliopsida, Solanales, Solanaceae.
AUGGAGUGGCAGACUCGGUUAUUUAACAUAAUUUUCAAAACGGCGAGGAUGUCUGAAGCUUGGAGGUGGAGUACGAUGAUUCCAUUGUAUAAGAAUAAGGGCGAUAUUCAGGAUUGCAAUAAUCACAGGGAUAUAAAGUUGUUAAGCCACACUAUGAAGGUUUGGAAAAUGAUGAUAGAGUUAAGGUUGCGGAGGAUUGUUACUAUUUAUGGAAAUCAAUUUGGAUUUAUGUCAGGGUGCUUGACUACAAAAGUCAUCCAUCUCAUCAGGAAACUGGUGGUAGAGCAGUAUAGGGAAAGAAAGAAGGAUUCGCACAUGGUGUUAAUUAUCGACUUAGAGAAGCCAUAUGAUAGAGUUCCUUGGGAGGUUCUUUGGAGGUGUUUGGAGGCUAGAGGUGUUCCUAUAGUAUAUGUUAGAGCGGUUAAGGAUAUGUACAAUAGAGCAAAGACUCGGGUUAGGACUGAGGUAGAGGACUCAAAGCACUUUCCUAUCUUGAUGGGGUUACAUCAAGUAUCGACUCUUAGUCCGUUUCUUUUUGCCUUGGUGAUGAAUGUUUUGACGUGGCACAUUCAAGAUGAGGUGCCUUAUUGUUUGAUUUUUGCAGAUAAUGUAGUCUUGAUUGAUGAGACUCAUAGUGGAGUUAAUGCUACAUUGGAGGUUUGGAGGCAAACUCUUGAUUCUAAAGGGUUUGGGUUGAGUAGGUCCAAGACGAAAUAUUUGGAGUGUAAGUUCAGCGAGGUGUCUCAUGAGUCCGAUGUGGUUGUUAAGCUUGACACUCAUUAUAUCAGUAAGAGAGAUAGUUUCAAGUAUCUGGGAUCGAUGAUUCAGGAGAAUAGAGAGCUUGACGAAGAUGUUACUCAUCGAAUCGAGAGAGAAUAG